Molecule: messenger RNA, 3089 nt
Organism: Maylandia zebra (zebra mbuna)
Lineage: Eukaryota; Metazoa; Chordata; Actinopteri; Cichliformes; Cichlidae
Gene: dusp28
Product: dual specificity phosphatase 28
Biological process (GO): protein dephosphorylation
Cellular component (GO): cytoplasm
Molecular function (GO): MAP kinase tyrosine/serine/threonine phosphatase activity
Source: RefSeq, a predicted model, not a curated record
GCUGUUCUGUGUGCGGUGUCGGUUGCGGGUCAGAACAGCUCCGGGUCAUCAUGAGGAGGCCUGAACAGACCGGAGCAGUCUGAGCUCUCCUGUCAGCACGAAGCGAACAUGGCGCGUCUUUAAAGCACAAACUGAGCGUGAAGGAGCCUGAAGAUCAGCCGCACGCACUAGUUACCUGUGAGCCUCACUGACAGUGUAAGGAAGCCCACGAGGGUCAGUUCUUCCACAGCCUGGCCAGGAUGUUGCAGCUGUGUAAAGUCACCAACGCUCUGUUCAUCAGUAACGCCCGCUCAGCCUGCAGCGACGAGCUCAUCCAGCAGGAGGCGGUGACGCUCUGCAUCAACGUGUCCAAGCAGCAGCCGUUUCCCUCCAGCAGCAUCACCAAGCUGCAGAUACCCGUCUACGACGACCCCAACGAGGACCUGUACAGCCACUUUGACCGCUGUGCCGACGCCAUCCAGAAGGAGGCGAACCGCGGCGGACGCAGCGUCGUCUACUGUAAGAACGGACGCAGCCGCUCGGCCACGAUCUGCAUCGCCUACCUGAUGAAGCACCGCAAACUGUCCCUGACAGACGCCUUACAGAAAGUCAAGACGGCUCGUCACGUGAUCGACCCGAACCCCGGCUUCAUGUCUCAGCUGCAGAGAUACGAAGAGGAGCUGAAGCGGAGACGAGGAAAGUCCUGAUCCUUCUCACAAAACUCAGAGUCCGCAGCUGAAAACAGAAGCGGUGCUGAAGCUUCUUCACCUCCGUCCUCCUCUUCUGCAGGAUUUUACACGCCGUCACUUUAAUUAAGGCUUAGAUGAAUGAAUUAACCUCUAGAUUACGGCCUCUUUUUUAAAAGAAGUCCCAACAAAUAUGUAUUGAACUUAUUUUAAUGUUAGGAUACUGAAGAUAUCCAAGUAUCUAAAAUGUGACCUGAUAAAAACAAUAUUUAAGGAAAGUUUUUAUUACAAAAACUGAACAAGUGGAGAUGAUGAGAAAAAGUAUAGAAAGUUUUAAAAUCAAGUCAAAUAACAUAAGAAGACAAAUUAACUAUAAAAUUUGAACUAAGCUGAAGUGAAGGUGGAACUGUUACCUCCUAAAUGUACUGAAUAUACACACUACAUGAUGUUCAUCUACAGAAAACGAGGCUCAUUUACUGUACGUAAUCACAAUAACAUUAUUUAUUAUUAUUAUUAUUAUUAUAUAUAUAUAUAUAUAUUUUUUUAUAUUUAAAUAAACCUUUACUUUGUUACAAAGCACUUAAAGAAAAAACAGACAGGACAACAUUUGUACCAAGUUUGUGGAAAAUAAAAGGUGAAGACAUCAAAAAGAGCGAAAAUGUGGUUUAUAUCUAAAAGUUCAAAAUAUGAACUAAGAAGUAUAUUUAUUAUCCAAUUAUCAGUUACGAUCUAUCAGGUUGCUGCUCACCGUUGGUUUCACUAUUGAUUACUUUGCAGCCAAUACUUCUAUUUAAAUUAAAAUAAAAUACUUUAAACCAUAAUUGGCAACAAAAUAGUAUAAAAACUGAUUAUUUUUAUGCUUGUCCUCUCAGUGGUUCACUAAUCAUAAGAAAAUCAAAAAGAAUGAUUAUUUUCUGUCUAAACACUCAGUUUUCUUUUCUUGUCCAAGUCUGAGCACACGUGGCUGCAGUCCCACCUUUUACCUCUAGGUGGAAUCACUUACACAGAAAAUAAUGCAGCCCCGUGAACACGUGACGAGUCAGGCUCCUCUUUAAUUUGAUCUGAAACAUUAAAAAAAUCCACAAAGAAGCUCAGGGAUGAUAAUAAACCGUGACGUGAGAUUUCGAUCUUCAUCAGCGUCUCUCUUGUGAACCUGAUUAAAUGAGAACUCACCUGGAUUUUAUUCUGACAGGAUGUAACCUUAGGAGGCUAUCUCACUGAUCCUAGGUCAGUUUCACUGUAGAGCAUGGAUGAUGUUACACUGAGAGUUUCAGUUAAGAUGUGAUAAUAUGGAGCUUUCCAGGUACUUAAGCCUCUCCUGUUAAAACUUGUUAAAUUCACACAAAACCUUUACAUUUAUUAUUUGUAAAAGAAUUAUUUCCCAGGAGGCUCCAAUUUAACUUCACCUGAGAUUUAAUUUGAACUUAGGUUAACAUAUGCCAACGUGGAAUUGUUCAUUUAAAUAAGUGAAAAGCUGAAAUUUUCCAGAACAGAAAUCUUUAAACUUUUUAUGUUGUCAUAGUAAAGUCAAAGGUUGUUACAAGUUAGAGAUUUGAAAGCUUUUUAGUUUAAAUCACCUUAUAAAACUGAUAAUAAUGUCGAGAUCAAGUAACAGUUUAUAUUAAUAUUCUAUGAAUCAGCCUCUGAAUGAUACACGGGAAAAACAUUUUCCUGGACAUGAACAGGAAAGCAACAUGUUCCUGGUCUUUUAUAUUUAAUUAAACAAAAAAACAAAAAGAAAGAAAGAAGAUUAAUUAUUAAUCUAAAAAAGCACAAAAUCUUGAAACUGGGCAUAAAAACAAAAGAACACAAACAAAAAUGUCUUGCCUUAAAGAGCCACUGAAUUAUUAAUUGUCAGUUUUUUUAAUGCUCCAUCAGAUGUCUUAAAGCUCUGUAAAUAUACAACAUAUUAAAUACUCAGGUUAAAAUAGUAGAAAAGAAACAAACAUAUUCAAGUACUUAUGUGGGAAACGGUCUGAAUUUUUAACAUUUUGGCAGCUUAUUAAGUCUGAACGUAAAACAUGUAAGUCUGUGAAAUUCAGCAGUUUUAUAUGUUAAAUGUGUUCUGUGAGUUUUAAUGCUGCUUCUGGUUAAUAAUUAUCUUUUAAUAAACAAAACAAAAAACCUUGUGAAAAUCUUUGGUGUCUGCAGAGUCUUACUGUUGAUCUCAGGUGUGUCCUCCUUUUGAUGCUGCCAUCAGAAUCUAAAAGAAAUGAUUUUAUUUGCACAGAUAUUAUUUAAACCACCUGUGACCUCAGUUUUUAUUGUAAUGAGUCUAUAAUUACAAAAGCAAACAGAUGUCUGUGUUAGCUAAAGGGUGUUACCAUAACAGGCGCUUAAAGAAAUAAUCCUGCCCUGCCUCUUUAAGACCAGGCUGCUGUAAACAAUCGUUUGUGAGAAAAUAAAAAUAAAGUUAAAUGUUGA